AUGUACCAAGAAUUCCCCUACCGCGUCCUGGAGACGGACCAGAAGAAGGGCCAUGUCGAUCGACCAAACAUCAUGGUUCUCAGGACGCGGCGGGUAACAAGACAUCACCAACAUGGAGCAGAUGUGUUUUUCUCAUCUGUAGAGCGCAGCAUGCUUCGAGCCAAGCGCCGAAAACCUAGGCAACCACAAACUGCAGAGGAAGGUCAUUCAUUCCCAUUCAUCUUCACCUUGAUGACCUCAAAGUCUCAAAAGUUGUAUGAUCUCGCAAUGCAAAAAGUGAAGGAACUCAUCCCCAACCUGAAUCCCGAACAAGCAAUGGGUGAUUUUGAAAGCAGUUUUGGUUAAGCAAUUCGCUGUUGCUGGCCACAGGUUCAGAUUGGAGGCUGUCAGUUCCACUUUUCACAAAACCUGUACCGGAAAAUUCAGAAACUGGGGCUAACUGAACUUUACAACGACAACAAGCACUUUAAUAAGUGGGUCAAAAAGAUAAUGACACUAAGUUAUGUGCCAGCCAACCGGAUGCAUGAAGCAGUUGACUCUCUGUUCCAAGAAAAUUUUGACGUGAAUGAUCAUUCCCAGACAAAAAUUACUGCAUUCAAAACCUACAUCACAGAGUACUGGAUUCGAAAAGUCACUCCACAACGGAUAUCUGUCUUCAAUUUUUCUCGUGGAACUAACAAUGAUGCAGAGUCAUAUCACAGCAGAUUGAAAGCCAUUGUCCGCCAGCACAA
This is a messenger RNA of Eriocheir sinensis (Chinese mitten crab), 731 nucleotides long. RefSeq lists its product as uncharacterized. The record is from RefSeq and is a predicted model, not a curated record. The transcript is spliced from 3 exons. Lineage: Eukaryota; Metazoa; Arthropoda; Malacostraca; Decapoda; Varunidae. The coding region runs from base 1 to 345 and encodes 114 amino acids.